This is a messenger RNA of Strongyloides ratti, 900 nucleotides long. RefSeq names its product Syntaxin-4. Gene Ontology annotation, molecular function: SNARE binding; SNAP receptor activity. Gene Ontology annotation, cellular component: plasma membrane; SNARE complex; endomembrane system. Gene Ontology annotation, biological process: vesicle fusion; exocytosis; intracellular protein transport. Lineage: Eukaryota; Metazoa; Nematoda; Chromadorea; Rhabditida; Strongyloididae. The transcript is spliced from 4 exons. Bases 1 to 900 code for a protein of 299 amino acids. The record is from RefSeq and is a predicted model, not a curated record.
AUGAUUAAGAAUCGUUUAAAUGAAUUACAUGAAAAUUAUUUGAAUCAUGGAUUAUCAAUCUCAUCAUCUGAUUCACCAAAAAGUUCUAAGACUUUUAUUCAAAGUAAUAAAAAUAAUGAAUUAAAUAAAUUAUUUACAUCAUUAGAAACUAUAAGAAAUUAUAUAAAUAGGAUGGAAGAGAUACUUGAAAUUGUUGAAAAAAAACAAAGUGAAAUAUUACUAAAACCUGGCAUUAAUGAUUGUGCUAAUACAAUUUUAAAUAUUUUAAAUGAAGAAUUCAAAGAUCUUACAAAAGUUUGUAUGGAUCAGGUAAAAUCCUGGAACAAUGAAAUAAAAAGCAACAACACUGCAAGUUUAACAACAAUUGAAAGAAUAAAAAAAAAUCAAAUUAUAUCAAUAAAUAUAAAAAUAGGUAAAAUAGUAUCUAAAUAUAAUAAUUGUCAAAUGAAUUAUCGUGAUAAAGCUAUUAAAAAAAUGACAACAUAUUAUAAAUCAUUAAAUAAUAUCAUACCUGAAAAUGUUAUAGAAAAUGCAAUCAUUUCAAAUGACAUACAAAAAUUAUCAGAAUCAAUUAUUUUAGGAAAGUAUAAUAAAGAGAUUAUACUUGAUAAUAUUAGCGAAAGAAAUAAAAAUAUUAAUAAUUUAGAAAAGAAUAUUCGAGAACUUCAUGAGAUGUAUUGUGAUUUGAUGAUAUUAACAGAAUUACAAAGUGACAAAGUUAAUUGUAUAACAAAAGAAAUUGAAGAAACUGUUGAACAAGUUGAAAAAGGAAAGAAAAGUAUUGACAAAUCAAAAAAGAACAAAAUUCGUAGUAUUAAGUUUUAUAUUUUUUUUUAUGGUGCUGGUUUUUUAAUAAUUUUAUUCAUAGUAAUAACAAUUAAAAACUUUCUAUUACAUUAA